GAAACAACAUCCGGUUUAACCUUGAUAACGUUAGAAUUCUGAGAAGGUAUAUCCAGUUUGUGAAGGUAUCUGGGAUUGAUCCUUGUAGAGAUGGACUGCCGUGUUUUGUUACUGAGUUUCGUUCUCGCUUUGUUUGUGGUCGAGGCAGAGAGUGGAGGGCAUGUCUCUGUUGUCUUUAAGCGAUACCGGAAUCCGACCCGGCGAAGAUAUGACGGGCACUGCUGUGAGCACGUCUUUUGGAGUCGCUGUGGUACAUGUGACACAUACCUCAAGAUCUGUUUGACUGACUUUGCUAAUCCACGAUCCAUAAAGCAUUGCCCGCUUGGCAGUGUUCGCACGAAGAGGCUGGGGCGAGAUGACUUUCGCUUUCAUUUGAGGAUCACACGCGCUUUUACAAGAUUCAAGGGGAAUAUUGGUCUGUAUGUGGAAUCAUGGGACCACGAUACGUUCACUGCAGAUGACUUAGUUGACAAACUUUCCCUCACGCUCCACCUGACGCGACCAGACCCAAACAACCACGUGACCUCACUAUACCGGCGUACGCUUCAAGGUCGUCGAGCCUCGCUUUCAGCAGAACUCAACGUGUACUGCGAUCCUCACUACUAUGGUACAGCAUGCGCGACCUACUGCCGCGCUAGAGACGAUCAGUACGGGCACUACACUUGUAAUCUCCACGGAGAGAAGGUCUGUCGCCCAACGUGGCACGGCGCGAACUGUCUUGCGCGCUGCGUGGAGUACGAUGAUAGCGCGCGCGGGCACUCGAAGUGUGACGCAAACGGGCGGAGGGUCUGCAGGGAGGGGUGGUACGGGAAGAAUUGCCUGAAGUACUGUAUGGAGAGGGAUGAUCACCAAGGACAUUACACGUGUGAUAUGAUGGGGGAGAAAGUUUGCAGGGAGGGGUGGUACGGGGAUGAUUGCCGCAUCCACUGCGUGCCGACCGAGAGCGAUGUCCAGGGGCAUUACAGCUGUGAUGGGGCUGGCAGGAGGGUUUGCAAUGAUGGUUGGCAUGGCGACAAGUGCUCGGUCUACUGCAAGGAGACUGAUGACGAGCGUGGGCAUUAUACCUGUGGGGUCAAAGGUCAACGGGUGUGUCACGUGGGUUGGGCCCUUCCUAACUGUAAGACGUGUGCUCAAGGGUACAACCCACCGAACUGCACCGCACCCUGUGUACCCGCCAACAACAGCACCCAAGGACACUACACCUGCGACAAACAAGACAACAAGAAGUGUCGCAUGUGGUGGCACGGCGUUAACUGCACAACCUACUGUGUCCCCCACAUGGACCCCGUCCAUGGCCACUACACCUGUGACAGCCACGGCAACAAGACCUGCCACCCCGGGUGGUACGGGGACAGUUGUUCCAAGAAGUGUGAGGACGCUAGUACAGAGUUAUCAUGCCAGGGGUUAAAGCAAUGCAAGCCAGGCUUCGCGAGGCCCGACUGCACCGAGUGUGAACCUGGGUUCUUCGGUGUGAAUUGUUCUAAAAGUUGUUUGGUGGGGAAGCUUGGAAAUGUCGUGUGUGGUGCAUCGGGAGAGAGGAAGUGUAGAAAGUGGUGGUAUGGUGUUGACUGUGAUGUGUAUUGUGUUCCGCACGAUGAUGACACUAAUGGUCAUUUCACAUGUGAUUCUAACGGGAGCUGGCGGUGUAUAUUGGGAUGGGCGGUGCCAGAGUGUAAGUUAAAGGAGUCUCACAAAGCUAUGGCUCGUGAGGCAGAUGUAGGGCUGUUUAGUGUCAAUUAGAGUAACCAAAGGGAAACAGUCCUUGAGACUCUUUAAAGAAGGACCCGCGGUAUAAAAGGCGCGGACCUGCUCCAAGUCAAGUGCAGAGCUCCGUAAAUGUCGAAAAAGCAGAGCUAUAGAUUAACUUUGAUAUUUUCGAAGUUGAAAGUAAUGUUCUUUAUACACAAGGCAAUAACGGCGAGCUUCUUGGGAGCAGUUUUCUACGGCAAAAAAUUGUGAUUGAAACUUUAAUUCAAAAACAGCGCGCGCUCGUUUGAAAUGACGCUAUUCUUCAGCGCGCGCGUGAAAUAACGAAACCUGAAACCUUAUUUGGUUUAAAAUCGCUCCAUUCUCUAUUUCUUAUCUGUCCAGUCACCAGAGAAGAUCGGAAAUAUAGUUGUCUUUGCACCAUUGAUGUUCAAGACAUUAUUUCGAACUUGAUCAUAUCUCUUUUGCUUCUUUUAAUGGAGCUCUGCUCUCAAAGUCUAGUGGGAAUGACGACUUGGACCUGGCGCGCGCCUUUUAUACCGCGGGUCCUUGUUUAAAUUAGCUGACGAUAACCAUUUACCCAUAGUUUAUAACUAGAGUUCACCAGGGACCAAGAAGAUAGGAAGUUAAGUACAAUACCAUGGUGGGAUCUUUACCUGGGAAGAGUUUUCAGCCCCUACCCAAAAUUGUUUUGAGUUUCUUGAUAGGUUAAUUGUGUAGAUAAGUGAUUAUGUUGUUAGGGGAUUGGUUUGACAAAAAUUACCAAUUUAGAUUCAGCGUAAUAGAGUAGACUCUCAGCUAAUGCAUACACCUUUUUGACAUACAUUGGUAAAACAAUUUAUAGCAGACACCUUUUAUACCCUAAAUUGUUCGGUUACGAGGGAAAAGUCUAUAUUCCUUUUUAGGUUACAGAAUAAGAAUAUAAGUAUUUGAGGUUUUUUAAGGUUUUAUCCCAGUAUGUUAGGGGCAAUAUUGGAAUUGCAUUAAAUAAAACAGCGUUUCUGUAAA
This is a messenger RNA of Nematostella vectensis (starlet sea anemone), 2715 nucleotides long. Its product is annotated as delta-like protein D. Bases 91 to 1740 code for a protein of 549 amino acids. The transcript has 4 exons. The record is from RefSeq and is a predicted model, not a curated record. NCBI's taxonomy places the organism in Eukaryota, Metazoa, Cnidaria, Anthozoa, Actiniaria, Edwardsiidae. Gene Ontology annotation, cellular component: membrane. Gene Ontology annotation, biological process: cell communication.